AUGAGUGUAAGCGCAGAGUGGGUCCAACUCGGAAAGGGUAAGAAGGGAGUACCAGUGUACUACCGAAAGAAAGAAAUAUACACUAUGGAAUGGGGAGAUGAUAAUAUUAAUCUCUCCGAAUGUCUGAUCGCUGCUGCAAAUUUUGGUGGACCUAUUGCUCUCACAAGGGAUCCUAAAAAGUUAUUAAGAUUUAGAGGAACUGAUUCAAAACAAUAUGUACAUGUAUUUUCAAGUUCAGGAAAAAGAAUUUCAAAAUUUGAGUGGAAUACACAAUUAAACAAAUCACUCCUUUAUAUGGGAUGGACACAAGAGGAAUCCUUGAUUUGUGUAACAGAUGAGGCUCACGUAUUCAUUUUCGAUAUUUUUGGAAAACAAUUACAACAAUUCCCAUUCCCAGAGGAAGUUAAAAGUGCUGGAAUUUUAAAAGUUAAACAUUGGGAAACUGGUAUUGCUAUUCUUACAAGAGAUUUUAAUGUUUGGGUAAUUUCGGAUUUGGAAUUUAUUGAUUGUCAACAAUUAGCUUCUCUAGAUGUUCCACUUGAAUUCAAUGAUGAAAAGGAAAUUGGAAUGUGUAUCUUACAACCAAAUAUUGCAACAAGUGGAGAUUUGGAAGUAAUUAUCAGUGUACCUCAAGCAAGAACUGUUUAUGUUGUAACUUCUGAGGAAUGUAAUAAUUUAGGACUCGAUAAUGGUCCAUUUCCUAAAAUUUGUGCCUCUCCUUCCGGAGAAGCUUUAGCCACCUUUAAUGAAUCUGGAUCAUUGUGGGUUGUUAAAUCCGAUUUUACUGAAAACCAUGCAGAAUUUGAUACAAGAUCAUCAAGUACACCAUCACAAGUAGCUUGGUGCGGUGAGGAUAGUGUUUGUUUAUAUUGGGAACCUGAACAAGUUAAUAAUAGAGAAGGAAAUGUAUCUUUACUUUUAAUGAUUGGACCAAAUGGUGACUAUAGCACAUUCACCUAUGAUAGUCCAAUUCACCUUGUGACAGAAAUUGAUGGUGUCAGAGUUAUUACCAAUGAUUCCUGUGAAUUUUUGCAAAGAGUACCAGAAGCAAACUUUGAUAUUUUCAAAAUUGGUUCUCUUACUCCAUCAGCCAUGCUCUAUGAUGCCUACAUUGAAUUUGAAAAGAAGAAUGCCUCAUCAAUCAAUAAUAUUAGAUCUAUUAAGAAUUCGCUAAGAGGAGCCGUUAAUGCUUGUCUUGAGGCUGCUGCAAAUGAAUUUGAUACAUCCCUUCAAAAAUCCCUUUUACGUGCUGCUUCAUAUGGUAAAUCCUUUUGUGAUGAAUUUGAACAUUCCGAGUUUGUUAAUACUUGUAAAAUUCUUAGAGUUAUGAAUGCUGUCAGAGAUUCGAAUAUUGGUAUUCCAAUCACUUUGGAUCAAUACAAGAGAUUAACACCAAAAGUUUUAAUAGAUAGACUUGUGAAUAGAAUGCAACAUUUGGUAGCCUAUAGAAUUUGUACCUACCUCAAGAUCAAACCAAACAAUGUACUUGUUCACUGGGCUUGUUCCAAAGUACUGUCUAAUGAAGAUGAUCAUGUAAUAUUGGAUUCCAUUGAUAAGAAGCUUUCUGAAUGUGAAGGUGUUCCAUUUUCUACUGUAGCUUCAACUGCCUACAGUGUAGGUAAGAAGAACUUAGCUAUUCAACUCUUGGAAAGAGAAGAAAGAGCUAGCGAACAAGUUCCACUCCUUUUAAAUAUGAAUGAAACUAAGAAUGCUCUCAGAAAAGCCAUUAUCAGUGGUGAAACUGAUCUUGUCUAUUUGGUACUUCUUCACAUGAAGAAAAACAUGGAAGUAUCAAGCUUCUUCUCUGUAAUUAAUGAAAAGGGAUUCAGAGUUGCUAGAAAUCUUCUAGUAACAUAUUGUAAGGAGAGAGAUAUUGAUUUCCUUAAAAUUUUCUUCCAUGCUUUGGAUAAACAAGAGGAAGCAGCUGCUAUGAAUGUAUUUGAAUCAUUCUCAUUUGAAGGGGAACCAGCAGCUCACAAGAAGCUCCUACUCCAAGCUAAAGAACUCUAUAAUAAGAAGAAGGAUUACCAAUUGGACAGUAAACUUUGUGAAGAACAAGUUAAAUUGCUCCAAAUGCAAAGAGAGUUUGAUAACGCAUUGGGAAGACAAUUAUUUACAGGACUUUCUGUUAGUGAAACUAUCUAUCAAUGUCUCCUUAAUGGUAACAAACAAGCAAAGAAAGUCAAGAAGGAAUUCCAAGUUUCUGAUAAAAAGUUUUGGUGGUUAAAGAUUGCUGCCUUCUCCAAGUUGGGCAAGUGGAAUAAGAUGGAAAAAUUCUCCAAGAAAAAGUCACCAAUAGGAUACAGACCUUUUGUUGAGGCAUGCUUACAACAAAAGAAUACAGUAGAAGCCCACAAGUACAUUCCAAAAGUAACAGAUCCAUGGGAAAAGAUUGAACUUUAUGUAGAAUUAUUGUCUUUCAAGGAAGCCAUCGAAACUGCUUUCGCACACAAGAAUACUGACAUGCUUAGAUGGAUUAGAACCAAGACAAACCACUCUCAAACCAAGUUAACAAUUGAUGAUUUACUUUCUAAACUCUAA
This is a messenger RNA of Naegleria gruberi, 2541 nucleotides long. RefSeq lists its product as uncharacterized. The transcript is spliced from 5 exons. Gene Ontology annotation, cellular component: endosome; HOPS complex; cytoplasm. Gene Ontology annotation, molecular function: actin binding. The coding region runs from base 1 to 2541 and encodes 846 amino acids. NCBI's taxonomy places the organism in Eukaryota, Heterolobosea, Eutetramitea, Acrasida, Naegleriidae. Gene Ontology annotation, biological process: endosomal transport; intracellular protein transport; vacuole fusion, non-autophagic. The record is from RefSeq and is a predicted model, not a curated record.